ACAAGAUCAAAACCACUUUCUUCCCAAAUAAUUUUCUGUAUAAAACAGAGCAAAUUUCCUCAUCAAGUAUACAAAGAGAGAUAUCUUUCCCCCUUAAAAAUAUCCCUCCGAGAUCAACAACAACCAAACAAUGGCAAAGACUGCUGCAGCCGCCGUCCUCCUCUCCGCCGCCGUCUUCCUCCUCGCCUCCGCCGCCGUCGUCGUCGAUGCACAGGACAAGAUGUUCGUCGAGGGCAAGGUCUACUGCGACCCGUGCCGCGUCGAGUUCCCGACGAAGAUCAGCACCAUGAUCGCCGGCGCCAGGGUGAACCUGCAGUGCCGGUGCAGGGACAACAACACGAUGACGUACAUGGUGGAGGGCGACACCGACAAGACCGGGACGUACCGGUUGCCGGUGGAGGCCGACCACGAGGAGGACAUCUGCGAGGUGGUGAAGUUGUUGAGGAGCCCGUUGGACAACUGCAAGGAUAAGUUCCAUUUCAUCGACCGGGCCAGGGUGCUGCUGACGGACAACAUGGGGGUGGUGCAGGCCACGCGCUACGCGAACCCGAUCGGGUACAUGACGUCCACCACGGACCCGCGGUGCGAGAAGCUCAUGGAGGAGAUGGGGAUCACGCUCCAGGAGGCUCAGACCAAGAUUCCCGAUAAGCUCUGAUCAUCGUGGUUGAUCGUGGAUUGAUGGAUUGGAUAUGGAUUGUUACGUGCACGAGAAUCGAGUAUAGUUUGGGUUAUUUGUUUAAUAUAGGCUGCAUGCUGCUCUUUGCCCUUGGAAGUGCCCUUCAAAAAGAGAAAAAACAUAAAAAAGGAGAAUGUUUGAUCAAGUAUACCUGAAGUCCAUCUAGAGGAGACAUUACUACACCAAUCAACGACAAAAUGUGUGUAUGCAUAUGUGUUCCCAAUGUUGGCAAUAAUAAAAGAUUUAUUUGUCUCAAACUACCAUGAAUGAUUUGUGUAUUGUGUAAUUGGGGAUCGUGCCAAACCGGCAGUAGGCAGUUUAUCGCAAUAACUUGCGGGUUGUCCGAAGAGAUUCAAAGAUAUAUUUGUUUACCGUUGCAUCAUAUGUAUAAGCUCUUCUCAAAUAAAACCCAAUUCAUGAAUUUGGAAUUUGCACAUAUAUGCC
Molecule: messenger RNA, 1120 nt
Organism: Linum tenue
Lineage: Eukaryota; Viridiplantae; Streptophyta; Magnoliopsida; Malpighiales; Linaceae
Source: the annotation of a GenBank genome assembly